Messenger RNA from Rotaria socialis, 1704 nucleotides. The record is from the annotation of a GenBank genome assembly. Lineage: Eukaryota; Metazoa; Rotifera; Eurotatoria; Philodinida; Philodinidae.
AUGUAUUCAAUGCCAAGUAAUUAUUGCCCAAGUCCCAUACGAUUAAUGCCAGCAUGUCCAAUGGUCCCAUCAAGUCCAAUGACUGGUGUUCAAACAUUUUAUAUAACAAUGCCGUCGGACGCUGCUGCAGCUAUGUUUUUCGAUCCAAAUUUAGCUGCUGUCCAACAACAACAUCAAUCACUAAUGAUGCAACAUGCUGCACAUCAAUCUUCCAUGUCACCUUAUCGCCAUCUACAGCAACAUCAUCAAAUGCUUGUUGGUAAUAAUACGAAUAACAGUGACUCGUCCAUGCAACAUCAUCCAUUUCAAACGACACCAUCAGCAUUUUUCAUGGCAGCUACAGCACCACCAACAUCACCUGGUGGAGCAUUUUUUCAACAACAACUUGCUUCACCUUUACCAUUUUAUAUGCGUCCAAAUGGACAAACGAUCAGUCAAGCACAAAUGAUGCCUGGUAAAAUGGCUCCAUCGACAUCAACGAUGCCUGUAUCUGCUCCAUCGCCACUAACAGUAAUAACAACAAGUACAGCAACAACAUCAAAUGCAAGUUCACCACCACCAUCAUCGACAACAAACGCAACACAUUCAAGCGGCAAUGACCUAGGAUCGACCUCAGACAAUUCAAAUACAAAACGACUUUCACCUAUUCCUUGUGCUUUACUUGAAGACGAUACUAUGAUUAAACCAUCACGAUCAGUUACUGGUAAAGCUAUUGCUUCAUUAGCCAGUAAGCUUAGUGAUCUACUUCGUGCAUGCACAUGGUCAUUACCCAUACAAGAAGAACUAAUGGAAUUAGUUUCUAUUGAAGAUGUCUCUCAUGAUAUUCUUGUAAAUGCAACAAAUUAUUUAACUGAUGUUGCAAUUUUUCUUGGCCUACGUUUAAUUAAAUUAAUGUUACCAGUUGAGUCUGUUGCUGAUGAAUUAUGGAAUGUUUUAUGGAAAAAUCGUGUUUGUUAUUUAGGAGCAGACAUUCAUCAGACAUUGAUUGCACAUACAUUUGAAUGUUUUGCAAUCAAACCAGCAUAUGGCUACGGUGAAUUACUUGAUGUAUUAAUUGGUCGUUUAGGCGAUCGAUCAUUCGAUCGUAAAUUAAUGAAUCGUAUUGUACGAUUAUUUCUUAAAGCAUCUUGCUUAAAAAAAUUUCGAGAAACGCCUGACGAUGUACUUGUUUCACUGAGUGAAAAUAUCACAAAUGUACAUGAAUUUGAAAUGCGACAUAAUACAACUAUUGUUCGAUUAUUACUUAUAGAAGGAUUCCAUUUCGAGCCUGAAGAAUACUCAGAAUUAAUCGUUGGCAAUGACUCACUUGUUGAUUAUAUCAAAAGUUUUAUAGAAAUUUGGUAUUCAAAUUACAGUUUAACAAUGUGUAUCGAUGAUUUAAUGGUCGCUCGUGAACGUGCACAUGAUCCAUUUAAACUUAAAAGAUUCUGUGAUGAAAUGGAAGCAUUUAGAUUAUAUACAGAAGUUGAAGCUAUGACACCAAUUUCAAUUCUUAAUUCACUUCAAACAGUUGUUAAUAUGUUAAGUAUUGUUCAUAAUGAGCAUGAAUGGCAUAAUCGACCUUCGACUUAUAAUCCACGUUUAACUGUUCGAGCUAAACGUACAAUAAAAAAACCUUUUGGACAUGGAAAUUUAUUGUUACCACAAUAUCAUCAUCAACGACAAAAUAACGAUUUCGAAAGUGAUUUCUAUGGCGAUUACUAA